Peniophora sp. CBMAI 1063 is the source of this 1899-nucleotide messenger RNA. NCBI's taxonomy places the organism in Eukaryota, Fungi, Basidiomycota, Agaricomycetes, Russulales, Peniophoraceae. The record is from the annotation of a GenBank genome assembly.
AUGGCUGCACCCGCGCCCCUAGGUGUUCUUGACUUGCCGCCGGAACUCAUCUCUGACAUUUCCCUCUACGGUCAAAAUGAUUGGAUCUCGGAUGUUCUGAAUGAACAUCGCGCGACUGCGAGCGUACGUCGAUUGCAACCUCUUGUCGUGAACCAAGGCGACUGCCGCGGUGUCACGGCAGGAGUGGUUCAGGCUUGUGUAGCGGAUGCCAUCACCCAGCCGCCUUCCCCGUUACACACGCUCGUGCAUACAUGCUCCUACUUUCGCAAGGCCUUGCUUCCCGUCAAGGCAUUGGGAAAACUCUCGAAUACUCUCCACCACGAGCUCGCUGUCAGGGCGAGCGGUCGUUACCCACCACCACCUACUCUCCAGAGACUCGGCGCUUCCUUUCGCUACGGCAGCGAUAUACUAAUCGCAGAGAAAGUCUGUUCUUGCGUUCUCGCCGGCAUUCGCUCGUUCUAUCCCACGUUGCGCGUAGUGAAGGUUUCCCUGCCUUGGGAUGAUACGUCGCAGGCGGAGCGCUCAUCUACUGCGAACUUCUUCGUCGAUCUUCACAGUCAAGAACACAGCCUCUUAGAACAUUUCGAUCUCGAACUUUUUGAAGAUCGACAAGAUACUCCGGGUUACAUCAUGGUGUACAGAAGCCCGAAGAUUCAAGUCUGCAAGAUCACGAACGCUGCGAUCUUUCUUUACGGCCCUUUUCUUGCCUACCUGUCCGUCACCUUCCCCUUCGCGGCCGACACAUUUUUCGGACCGGGCUUUUUGAAUGCAUUGAACGAGUGCUGUAACCUGCAGUUUCUCACGAUCGACGGUGGUCGAUGCAACCUCAUAGACACUGCGUUAGGCGACGACUUUCACGACAUAUUGCCUGUCGCGAUACAUUUGCAGCACCUUCGCUAUUUGCGGAUGUUACUCCCCGCCUCCACUGCUGCCGCACUCCUUAGUCGCCUGGCACUUCCACCCAACAUCGACGCCCAUCUGGAACCCGUCUCGCGUUGGGGAGAUGCUUCAUUGACAUCCAGUUCUGGGGACGUCAUCGGCUUUCAAGCGGUGCUGGGAGAAUUUGCAGAUGCCGAGAGUCUCUGGUGUUUCGCUGCCGCCGCUUUGUCGCCGGCGCGAACGCAGGAGGUCUUCAAUCCCUCUGAACUUUUCGCCGGUGCUACGACCUGGCAAGAUGAGCAUCUCGUUCACGCGUUCCCGGCUGUAGCCCUGGACAUACGCCAUGAUAUUCUGAAUCAACCGCCCACAAGCGAGAGCGCCGGGCUUCCCGAAGUCAUCACUUUCAUGACGGCUGCAUGCCCAGAGGACCUACUACCUAUGUUUGGCGAUGUUGCCAGGGCAUCGUAUCUAGCCGGGCGAAACCCAGGAUCUCCGCGGCGGUCACUUUCCAUACGAGAUUCCGGGGCAGAACCGAGCGCCCGUAUAUCAGCUCAACAAGCCUUGCCGAACGCGACAUACGCGUUGCUCCAGCACCUCACCAUAACCAUGGUUAAAGGGCAGCCCGACACGCCGUUUAACGGUUUGGGGCAUAUAAUCAUUCUUCUAUUCGCCCCGCAGUCAUGGUAUCCAACCUGCGGUCGCGGUUGGCGAUGUUGUUUGGAGGCGUUUGACGAGAUCACAGAACUGCGACUGAUGGCUCCGGACCUGGACGAACGGCAGGCGCAGAUGGAGCCUACGCACCUACACGGCGCCUUGACGAUCCGCCAUCUCGAAGCCCUCGCGAAUGCUAUCCAGACCCCAAAGACAAACUGGCUGGCGCCGAAGCUGCGAAGGAUAGUCUUACCUGCAAGUUGCCCACGCGACGCGAGAGCUUUGAAACGAUGCCUCGAGCAUUCUAGCAACCCUCGAGCCCGCCUGGCAACUGGAGCACCAUUUGUCGAGUGGAUAUUCGGGAGUUAA